UUCAGCAAGAAGAACCUUUCAAUCUCUGACUUCUUCGGAGACAGGUGUGUAACGACGACGUUCUCUAGAAGCAUCUUCGAAUACUUUCGUCUACACAGGUUUAUAUUUGCUAACAAACACAACUCUACAACAAUUAAUUUCUUGAUAAUGUCAGAAGGAAAGCCGUGGAUUGAUCCAUGUGGAUUCAACAUAGAUGAAAUAUCUCGUAAGAAGAUAAAGAUAUCAUUAAAAAAUCAUAUUCCAAAAAUCGAAGAAGGUAUUAAGAAUAUUAUAAAAAGGCUUACAGAUUUGAAGAAAUUCAUGAUCUCAACAUUUAAUGUGAAUGAAGAAACACUUAUUUCUCAACAAUACAAAUUUCUGAAUCCUCCCCAAAAUAUAAGAAAUAUCUACAUUCGUGCUUAUCAUAUUUUGCAAGUAAAUGUGAUGGCAUUAGUACAGAUGUUAAAAGAGUAUGAUAACGAAGAUGAUUACUCUACAAAAUUAGAGAAUAUCAAAAACCAUUUGCGAGUCCUUAUUUGCGAAUUACAACCUGUUCUUUUAUCAGAAGGACUAAAAGUUGAAGAUGUAACAGAAGAAUUAAUGUCUGAAGCAUUUAAAAAUUCACGCGGUUUUUUGAUGAUUGUUAAACAUUUUGUAGCCAUUAGACAGAUUGAUAACAAUAUGAAGUAUUUAUCAGAUGAUUUUGAGAAGAUACAAUUUAUUUCAAACGAAGAAUUAAGAAAUGAGCAACCUUCAAUUUAAAUUAGCAACCAAUGUAACGAAAGACUAAUACAGGGAGGUUCCACUAGGUAUUCAGGGUCUGAUAUUUACAGAUUCGGAUAUAACACAUCAAGACGAGUAUUUUGAUAUAUAACAUGUAGGGUUCCCGAAUAUAGCAUCAUAGUCUAACUAAUGUGUGAAGUUGUGUUACGAAAACUUCAAGAAAUGAGAAGAAAAGAAAAAGUGAAAAUCAAUGUUUAUUGAGAACUUUCAAUACAACAAAUUUUCGAAAUGUCGGCCGUUGGAACAAAUGACAUGGGCGAAGUCUGUAAUCGAAGUUCGCAAUUGUUUUCUGCAAAACAUCCUUUCCAAUUUCUUUGACCUUGGUUUCAAUUGCUGCUCUCAAGUCGUCCAAUUUUCAGAGCUAUGUGAUAUAUACAAACUACUUUCAGACGUACAAAAACAGUCGCUCGGAUUAAGAUCCGGGAGGUAAGGUGGCCACUCUAUACCAUUGGCUGUUUUCAUAAAAGAAUCCAGCCCGAUAAGUCUGUGUUGAAAAUGUUCUGCUAAGAGAUCGAAGUUUCGCUGAGUAUGGUGAGCUCUAGCACUGUCUUACGUAAACCAAUAUUGCUUAUCUUUCGUGCGUACUUUAGAUCGUCGUGCCACCGCUUAUGUUGUGGUGAUUGUUGAAUUUUUUCUUGAAUUUUUUUACCGCAACCGCUGGUGACUACAAUUCAUGAUAAGUCAGCACCAUGAAAACACGAUGCUCAAUCGAAUAUUUGCUCAUUUUAGAAUCACAACGAUUACGUAUGGUACACAAUAAUUUCUUAGAGAGUAACGCGCGACUCAUUCUCAUCAAUCCUGAAUUCUAGCCUUAUAUGCAGCUGCAAGAAUUUGCAUAUUCACUUGUAGACUCGAUUUUUCUUUCAUCGAUUGCCACAAAUUUGCAUAGUCAACCUGGGGAAGCUUCCAUGUUACGCAAUCGUCGUAUGCAUCAUAAUUUGGAAUACAGACUAUUGGAUUCGUAAUUAAUGUUCUUCUUGUAAUUAGAUUAUGACGCUAUAUUCGGAGACAUCACAUGUUGUACAUCAAAGCAUUCAUCUUGACAUAUUCGGAAUCUGUAAAUAUAAAGGCUGCAUACCUGCAUACUGCACCCUGUAGUUUAUUAUAUUCAAUUUAGAUCAGACAUGUAACAAAAGAAUAUUAGUCUUGAUAUUUUUUAAUGCUAGAUUUAAGAAAAAUACUUUCCAUCAUUCAUAUAUCUUGGAAUUUUAUUUAUAGAGCCUAAAUAAUUAAAUUGAACUAUAAAUCAAAUGAAUACUCACACAGUUUUACAAAGUUUAGCAUUAAACCUAUCGGGAACUUCAAAUGACCAUUUAUCAAUGGCAUUUUCAAUGUAUCGGUGAAAUACCGGUACGUUUAGUGUUAAUGUUUGCUGUCAAAAUGUGGUGAGUUAGAUAUUUAUUAUUCAUUCUUAAAUUAUUGCUAAUUAAUUCAUUUGAAUUAAUUAUCAUUGUCAAAAUAAUUAAAGCAGUUGUCAAUUUUGAGUUUGUCAAGAGAUGAAUCAAGGAAGAAUAAUUAGGUAUAGAAACUACAUUUUAUAAUUAUUGUUAUCACAAAAUUUAAAUCAAUCGGAUAUUAACAAAAACAUUUUACCACUUCUGAUAACUCACUUAUUAUUUAGAAGAGAUUGAUGAUUGAUAAAUUUCUUAAAGCUAAAUUAAAUCGCCUUUAAGUUAUGCAUUUUGCCUUGAUUCAUCUCUUUCUUGUGAUAUCACUUUGUACAUAUUUCCAUAAAAUGUUUUGUUUUUCAUACUGCGCAUCAUUCUGUUUAAAAAUGCAUUGCAAUUAAUUAUUGUAUUUCUUCAAAUGACCUUUCCAUACUAAAAGAAGAAAUUUGC
Molecule: messenger RNA, 2600 nt
Organism: Argiope bruennichi
Lineage: Eukaryota; Metazoa; Arthropoda; Arachnida; Araneae; Araneidae
Exons: 4
Coding region: 148-741 (197 amino acids)
Source: RefSeq, a predicted model, not a curated record